This is a messenger RNA of Trematomus bernacchii (emerald rockcod), 1788 nucleotides long. RefSeq names its product RFT1 homolog (gene rft1). Lineage: Eukaryota; Metazoa; Chordata; Actinopteri; Perciformes; Nototheniidae. The transcript is spliced from 10 exons. Gene Ontology annotation, cellular component: endoplasmic reticulum membrane. The record is from RefSeq and is a predicted model, not a curated record. Gene Ontology annotation, biological process: dolichol-linked oligosaccharide biosynthetic process; glycolipid translocation. Bases 1 to 1626 code for a protein of 541 amino acids.
AUGAGUUCUCAGGAUGUACUGAAGAAUGCGUCCACUCUUGCAUCGUAUAAUGUGUUGUUACAGGUGAUGUUCCGUGUCCUCACCUUCUUCCUGAAUGCAUUUACCUUGCGGUUUGUGUCCAAAGAACUGAUAGGUGUUGUCAACGUCAGGCUUACACUACUGUACUCCACAUUAGUGUUUCUAUCCAGAGAAGCUUUCCGGAGAGCCUGUCUAAGUGGGGUUUCUGGGAAGAACCACAGCUGGAGACAAGUUAUCAACCUGCUAUGGCUGACGUUGCCUCUUGGUGCAUUGUGGGCUGCCCUGCUGAUCUGUGUAUGGCUCUGGCUGCUGGAGGUCCCAGACCCCCAGACCAUCCCUUACUACGGCCCUGCUGUGGUGCUAUUUGCUCUGUCAGGACUGCAGGAGCUCCUGGCCGAGCCCCUCUGGGUCCUGGCUCAAGCUCACAUGUUUGUCCGUCUGAAAGUGGUCGCUGAGAGUUUAGCAAUGAUCGCUAAGUGCAGCAUAACUGUGGUGAUGGUGAUGUUUGCCCGUGAAUGGGGCCUUUACAUCUUCUCUGCUGCUCACUUGGUGUACACAGGAUUCCUGGUGCUGUGCUACGCUGUUUACUUCAUUCGUUUCUUGGGCUCUAAAGAAGCAGAGGAGAAGGGUUUUCCCCUGCACAGUGUCAAAGAUCUCUUGCCCCGUAGAGCAAAAGGAGAGCCGUUGGUUGAUUGGAGUCUGGCCCAGCUCACAUGGAGCUUCUUCAAGCAGUCCUUCUUAAAGCAGAUCUUGACAGAGGGAGAGCGCUACGUCAUGACCUUCUUAAACGUCCUCAGCUUCGGAGACCAGGGAGUUUAUGAUAUCGUCAACAAUCUGGGCUCCAUGGUGGCUCGCUUUAUCUUCUUGCCUAUCGAGGAAAGCUUUUAUAUCUUCUUUGCCAAAGUGCUGGAGCGGGGACGUGAUGUCAAAAGUCAGAAACAGGAAGACGUUGCGAUUGCAGCAGAGGUCCUGGAGUGUCUGCUGAAACUGGUGCUGGUGGUCGGUCUGAUCAUCUCAGUGUUCGGCUACGCCUACUCUCACUUGGCUCUGGACCUUUAUGGUGGCUCGCUGCUAAGCAGUGGGGCAGGGCCCACUUUGCUGCGAUUCUACAGCAGCUAUGUUCUCCUUCUCGCUGUGAAUGGUGUCACGGAGUGCUUUGUAUUUGCUGCCAUGAGCCAACGAGAGGUUGACAAGUAUAACUUGGUGAUGCUGGCUCUCUCCCUGUCUUUCCUGUUCCUGUCCUACAUGCUGACAUGGUGGGCUGGCAGUGUGGGCUUCAUACUGGCAAACUGCCUUAACAUGGGCCUCCGCAUCUUGCACAGUGUUCUUUACAUUCACCGCUACUUCCUGUCCAGUCAGUGGAAACCUCUGCAGGGCCUGCUGCCCUCCCCGCUCCUCCUGCUGGCUCUGGCUGUCAGUGCCGUUGUCACAGCGCUGUCUGAGGGCGUGUUCUGCUGUGACAGCGGCUGGUUGCUAAGGCUCGUCCAUAUCAGUGUUGGAGCAGCGUGUCUUCUCGGUGUGUUAGUGGCUGUUCUUCUCACAGAGACUCGGCUAAUUCAGUUCAUAAGGACUCAGCUCUUGCCCAAAUACGGAAAGAAACACACUUAAAAUGAAAUGGAAAUUGGUGGACUGAACUGGAAGAAAGCUUCUAACAAGAGCUGCUGAUUGACACUUACUGACUGCGUGAAAGCAUCAAGGGAACAACUUUUUUUAAACUGACUGUGUGUGUGUGUGUGUGUGUGUGUGUGUGUGUGUGUGUGUGUGUGUGUG